Messenger RNA from Ilex paraguariensis (yerba mate), 1866 nucleotides. NCBI's taxonomy places the organism in Eukaryota, Viridiplantae, Streptophyta, Magnoliopsida, Aquifoliales, Aquifoliaceae. The record is from the annotation of a GenBank genome assembly.
AAAUAUAAUUUUUUAUAGCAUAUCCCUAAUGUGUUCGUAUCCUACUUUUUUUGAGAAAUGGUGUAUCUGCAUGUCCGUAUCGUGUCAUACCCGUGUCUGUGUCUGUUACUUGGAGGUUACGAGAUUGAGUUGCGGAAACAAUCUCUCUGUUGCAUGCAGGGUAAGGCUGUAUACAUCUGUCUCUUCCUAGACCCCUCAAUGAUGGGAGUCUCGUGCACUAGGUACGACCAAUAACAGUGGAUCUGGAAACUUGCCCCACAAUCAUGUUAGGAGCCCUACAAUUAAAAUGUAUUACACAAUUGAAUAAGCUGUGUACACAGCUAUAUUUUCGUAGUUGUAAACUUCUCUGUGUAACUAUGAAUAAACCUUGCAAAAAGUUUGAUAUAUCCAUUAUAAUAUUACUUUUAAUGAUUGUUGAUACAGCAUCGUAAUGUGUUUUAACCACAAUAUUUUUCACGGAUCCUACGACUCAUUAAUUUAGUCUGAUAAGAAGUUAGAAUAGUCCAAGCCGACUUCUCAUUUCCAGGUUCUAACUCUGGGCUCUGUGUUUUAACUCCUGGGCAUCACUAUAAACUAAGCAGUUAAAAUCAUUCAAAAUACAUUAAUGCAGCAUCAGGCUUUGUCAUCGCGAGGUUGAAUAUUCUACUGUUUCCUGGAAUUUCUUUCUCUUAGGAUUCUUAAGAGACCAUUGGUCCAGCUGAUGUUGGUCUGAAAGAGGAAAAUCAAGAGGAUGAUAGAGGUCAUGGCAUUUUUGGAUUUAAUCUACUUAAUAGGGUAGACCGAUGGGCUCAACCAAUAACUUAUUUGGAUAUACACGACUGUGGUAGUUUCACGAUGUGUAUAUUUUGCUUCCCCACUUCCUCGGUUAUUCCACUCCAUGAUCAUCCUGGGAUGACUGUUUUGAGCAAAGUUCUCUAUGGCUCCUUGCACGUGAAAUCUUAUGAUUGGGUUGAGCCUGCCUGUGUAAAGAAAACCAAGGGCACAGGUCCCUCUCCAGUGAGAUUAGCCAAGAUGGCUUAUGAUAAAGUUCUGACAGCGCCACAUGAUAUAUCAGUCUUAUACCCAAAGAGUGGAGGGAAUCUGCAUUGCUUCACAGCACUCACUCCUUGUGCUAUGCUUGACAUUCUUGCACCUCCUUACCAAGAAGCUGCAGGCAGGAAAUGUACUUACUACCUUGAUUACCCAUACUCCAGCUUCUCCACCAGUUAUGGUGAUGAUAUUAAUGAAGGGAAAGAAGAGGAAUAUGCAUGGCUUGCAGAGAUAGAAACACCAGAUAGUCUUGAUAUGCGCCAAGGAAGAUACACAGGUCCAGCCAUUCAGACUUGUGACAGCAAAAAUGAGGUCCAUUAUGGCGGGAUCUUCUCUGGCUUCUGCCAAGCCCCAGUAAAUGGUGACCCAAAUAAAGGAAGCAUUACGGAGAGGUCACAAGGAGGUUCUGCCACAAAGGAAAAUGGUAGUCAUAGAAUCAGGUGUUCCAGUGCAGAAAAAAGACAAUGCGUGGCAAUUAUCAUCAAUUUCUGCACGUGGGAGAAGAGAAUUAGGGUACCCUCAUGGCUGGUUGAGGAGAAUGAAGAACCAUGUCAUAGGACAUCCCUUUCAAGUGUGCAACCCAAGAUCAUUGUGAAUCUGCAUGGUGUUUUUUUUCCUAAUGGAAUCCCUUUGUUUGGUAUAGAAACUUUCUUCAUGAGGCAAAAGGGCAGAGAAAGGCUUGAUGAUCCAUUAUCUGGAGAUACUGAAGCAAUACAGUCCUUUCUUCUUGUCGGUGGGGUUAUGGUCGCCACCUGCAAUGGAGGGGGUCAUCUUUCAGAAUAUAUGAUCCUCAGUGAGCUUCCACUGAAAUUCUUGAGUUUUGGGAGAGAAUGGUAG